Molecule: messenger RNA, 7087 nt
Organism: Condylura cristata (star-nosed mole)
Lineage: Eukaryota; Metazoa; Chordata; Mammalia; Eulipotyphla; Talpidae
Gene: GSK3B
Product: glycogen synthase kinase 3 beta
Exons: 12
Coding region: 1002-2303 (433 amino acids)
Biological process (GO): protein phosphorylation; extrinsic apoptotic signaling pathway in absence of ligand; regulation of microtubule cytoskeleton organization
Cellular component (GO): cytoplasm; beta-catenin destruction complex; nucleus
Molecular function (GO): tau-protein kinase activity; protein serine/threonine kinase activity; beta-catenin binding
Source: RefSeq, a predicted model, not a curated record
UUGUGCUGCUGCUGCUGCUGCCGCCGCCGUCGCCGCCGUCCGGGCCGAGUGACAAAGGAAGGAAGGAAGGAAGCGUAGAGGAGCCGGCCCCGCAGCCGCUGACAGGGCUCUGGGCUGGGGGCAAAACGCGGACACUUCCUGAACGGGCACCGACAGAAGCGAGGGGCGGGAGGGCGGCCGCGCUGGUGCCGCGGACGGGGGAGGGGACCCCGAGGGACGGAAGCGGUUGCCGGGUUCCCAUGUCCCCGGCGUAUGGGGAGCAGUCGAGGAGCCGCUGCCUGGGGUCUGAAGGGAGCUGCCUUCGCCACCACCGCCGCCGCCAUGGCCGCUGGAUCCAGCCGCCGCCUGCAGCUGCUCCUGGCGCAAUGAGGAGAGGAGCCGCCGCCACCGCCCGUCUCUGACUGACUCGCGACUCCGCCGCCCUCCAGUUCGCCGGGCCCCCGCCGUCAGCCCGCCGGAUCCCGCCGCUGCCGGAGUCGCAGCGUUUCCCGACGCAUCUCCGAGCCACCCCCUCCCUCUCCCUCCCUCCUUCCCAUCCCCCCCUUCUUUUCAAGCGUGAGACUCGUGAUCCUUCCGCCGCUUCCCUUCUUCAUUGACUCGGAAAAAAAAUCCCCGAGGAAAAUAUAAUAUUCAAAGUGCUUAUUUUCAAUCAAGUAUUUGCCCCCAUUUCACGUGAUAUAUUUUUUUAGGCGUCCCCCUUUUCCUCCCCUCCAAGAAAAGGGAGGGGGAAAACUGUAUUUUUUUCCUAGCCCCAAAUCAUCUAUGUGUUAAAUAUCCAUACAGCUCUGUCUUGAAGGAGAACUAUAUAUCGCUCGGCUUUUUUUUUUUUUUUUUAUAGUUAUACAGAAAGGAGUGAAAAGCCAAGAGGACGAAGUCUUUUUUUCUUUUUCUUGUGGGAGAACUUAAUGCUGCAUUUAUCGUUAACCUAACACUCCAAUAUAAAACAAAAGGAAGAAGAGGAGGAAGGAAGGAAAAGAAGGUGAUUCGGAAAGAGAGUGAUCAUGUCAGGGCGGCCCAGAACCACCUCCUUUGCGGAGAGCUGCAAGCCAGUGCAGCAGCCCUCGGCUUUUGGCAGCAUGAAAGUUAGCAGAGAUAAGGAUGGCAGCAAGGUGACCACAGUGGUGGCAACUCCUGGGCAGGGUCCAGACAGGCCACAAGAAGUCAGCUAUACAGACACUAAAGUAAUUGGAAAUGGGUCAUUUGGUGUGGUAUAUCAAGCUAAACUUUGUGAUUCAGGAGAACUGGUUGCCAUCAAGAAAGUAUUGCAGGACAAGAGAUUUAAGAAUCGUGAACUUCAAAUCAUGAGAAAGUUAGAUCACUGUAACAUAGUCCGAUUGCGCUACUUCUUCUACUCAAGUGGUGAGAAGAAAGAUGAGGUCUAUCUUAAUCUGGUGCUGGACUAUGUUCCGGAAACAGUAUACAGAGUUGCCAGACAGUAUAGUCGAGCCAAACAGACACUCCCUGUGAUCUAUGUCAAGUUAUAUAUGUAUCAGCUAUUUCGAAGUUUAGCCUAUAUCCACUCCUUUGGAAUCUGCCAUCGGGAUAUUAAACCACAGAACCUCUUGUUGGAUCCUGAUACAGCUGUCUUAAAACUCUGUGACUUUGGAAGUGCAAAGCAGCUGGUCCGAGGAGAACCCAAUGUUUCGUAUAUCUGUUCUCGGUACUAUAGGGCACCAGAGUUGAUCUUUGGAGCCACUGAUUAUACCUCUAGUAUAGAUGUAUGGUCUGCAGGCUGUGUGUUGGCUGAGCUGUUGCUAGGACAGCCAAUAUUUCCAGGGGACAGUGGUGUGGAUCAAUUGGUGGAAAUUAUCAAGGUCCUGGGCACACCAACAAGGGAGCAAAUUAGAGAAAUGAAUCCAAACUACACAGAAUUCAAAUUCCCUCAAAUAAAGGCACAUCCUUGGACUAAGGAUUCGUCAGGAACAGGACAUUUCACCUCAGGAGUGCGGGUCUUCAGACCCCGAACUCCACCAGAAGCAAUUGCACUGUGUAGCCGUCUCCUGGAAUAUACACCAACUGCCCGAUUGACACCACUGGAAGCUUGUGCACAUUCAUUUUUUGAUGAAUUACGGGACCCAAACGUCAAACUACCUAAUGGGCGAGACACACCUGCACUCUUCAAUUUCACCACUCAAGAACUGUCAAGUAAUCCACCUCUAGCUACCGCCCUUAUUCCUCCGCAUGCGAGGAUUCCAAUAGCUGCUUCAACCCCUACAAAUGCCACAGCAGCCUCAGAUGCUAAUGCUGGAGACCGUGGACAGACCAAUAAUGCCGCUUCUGCAUCAGCUUCCAACUCCACCUGAACAAUCCCGAGCAGCCAGCUGCACAGGAAAAACCACCAGUUACUUGAGUGUCACUCAGCAACACUGGUCACGUUUGGAAAGAAAAUUAAAAAGAGAAAAAGAAACCUAUUCAUUUUAGUGUUCAAUUUUUUUAUUAUUAUUGUUGUUCUUAUUUAACCUUGUAAAAUAUCUAUAAAUACAAACCAAUUUCAUUGUAUUCUCACUUUGAGGGAGAUCCAGGGGGUGGGGUGGGCUUCUGGGGGUGGGGGGAAGUGGAGCACUAGAACACACAAUCUCUCCCAUGACAAUCCUUUUUUAUCAGAAAUCUGCUGUUGUAUACUUUAAAAACAGGACUCCUGCCUCAUGCCCCUUCCACAAAAGAAGAAAACUUUGUUCUGUGCUGAAGUUUCUUUUGAAGUUUGUUUUCUUUUACAGUCAAGUUUAAGACUUCAGUAUAGUGCACAGCUUGAAAUUGGUUGGGAGCUUAGAAGGUGUAACUCUUGUAAAUGGGGACUUAAGUGUCACUUGUAAAAUUAAUCCAUAUCCUCUGGUAUUUGAAGACUUGCCUUUGGCAUGUUGGUGGCAGGUGUGGCAGACAAAAAAAGGAAAUGUAAACCCAGGGUAGUCAAUAAAGUUUGAAGCCGUAAGGGGAAGAUUGUUAACUGACUGAAGGUUUUGCUUUGUUCUUAUUGAGUGCUGGUGGUGAAGAAACUUCUGUUGGAGGCUAUCAGAAAAGGAGCCUGCAUGCGCCACAGGUGAAUCUCUGCCUGACCAAAGGUUUUCUGUUUGUGCAGUUUCAAACUAGUGACCUAGGAGAAAACCGAAAAGGGUGAUGAGCUGGCCACUCUGGCUGCAGAGAUCAAAAGCUGGUGAGCCUGGAGGAAGGGGACAGGCCAGGAGCAGAUCUCACUGUGAAUGAAUUUGUCCAGAUUUUUUCUAAAAUUACUUCCCUUGGAAAGAUACACUUGAGAGGACAUUAUAGUUAAAUAAUGUGAAUUGUAACAGUCUACUGGUUUAUUUUUCAUAUUUUUAAUUGCAAUUUGAGCUUGCAGAAAUUGCCACAUUCUGCACAUAGUUCUAAUUUUAAAUCCAAAUCUAGAAUCUAUUUAAUUUUAGCUUUUCUUAAUAACCUCAUGCUUUUUAAAUUUUAUUUAUUGAUGCAUGUCAGAAAAACCAUUACAAAUAUUUUAGAUGGUAGGAAUAUUAAAAACUACACAUCAAAAUUAUAUAAACAGUCACUUGUACCUGCUGACUUUGUAGGAAAGCUGAUUAUAUAAAUGUGUGUAUAUAUGUUAUAUAUACAUAGACUCAAUACUGCCUUUGUGUGUGUGUGUGUGUGUGUGUGUGUGUGUCCACAGUAUCAAAAUUGGCUGGUUGAAGCAUGAGAAGAAUGUCGUGUCCUCUUCCCCUUUUGUCCCGCCCCUCUCCCCUUAGUAGUUUUGAUUUCUAUUUUCUUUGUGUAUCAGUGAACAGUGUAAGAAUCAGUCUUUGUUUCUGAUGAAAAAGCAAUAUUCCUUGGAAAGCAAGGAGGAUUGAAGGAUUAUGUUUGCAGUGAGGAAAUAGAUUUUCACAACUAGUUUGUUUUAUACUUUUAAGGUUGACAUCUAUGUGGGCCUUAUAUACUCUAAAAUGAACCUUAGUCACCUUGGUGCUUAUGGGCCAUUACUUGACCUAUGAAUUUUUAAGGCACAAUCAGUUGUAUUUUACAUGUAAAGAUCAUUUGUGAUGGCCGCCUUUCCCUCCUACCUGCUCCCUCCUUACAUACCUUCUAAGGUUAGCUGAUAACCAUAGGGCUGCAGAGCAAAGCCCUUGAUUGUGUAUGACUUCCUUCACCUUCAUUGCCACCUAAGUAAGGUCUUGUUAGGGGUCUCCCUCCUACGGAUUUGGGUUGGAGUCUCUUAGCCUCAUCAAGGUCCCAGCGCCCUGUCCUGCUUCCUAACCACGUGUGUGUGACUCUCUAAGAGAGUUACUGCCUGCUGAAGUGAACCAGUACCCAGAAAGGCAACUGUGAGCCAUCUUAGUUUUCACUCUGUUCAGCUGAGCUCUUGGGGCAUAAGAAGGGUUUCUCAAACCUCUGCUUACAUCAGAGUUCAUGAGGAAGAAAACACACUCAGUCAAACCAGAUCAAAUGGAAAUUUUCAUAAUGAACUUCUGAGCUCUAAGGUUUGAAAGAAGUGUGAAAUCAGAGGAUUCAGCAGCAUAGUUUUAGUUCAGUUUUGAUAGACCAUUUUCAAAAAUAAAAUAUGUAAAGACGCUGAACCAGCGGGUCUGUGACAGACAUAGACCUGCUCCCAUACCCAGUUACCCAGUCACAUAUUUGCACACAAGACACUACUCUGGUCUGGACUUGGUAUACUUGCUAGAGUCCAUAAAUGUAUGUGCUUGUUUAGGAAACACCUCCCCCAUCCCACCCCCACAAAUGAAGAGAAAAGUGAAAUGCUUUUCUUUCAUUUUAGUGUGUGUGUGUGUGUGAGGGCUGAGGUGUAUGAUUUUUCUUUCUCAAGGAUCAUGGCGGAAUCACAGAACUCUUUUAUACAAGUGAGAUCCAGGUCUCUGAAUAUCUUUUUGUAAAUAAUAAUAAAUAAUAAUAAAAAGCUCCUCACCAAAUUCAAGCUUGUACAUUAUAUUUUCUUUCAGUGUUUUUAAAUUUAAGUUUUAUUGUUUUGUAUGUAAAUAUGUGGACCCAGGAACUGUUAUUAAUGAGCAAAAAGUUACUGUUCAGGGCAGUGAUUCUGUUUAAUAAUCAGACAAAAUGUAGACGAGCUUUUUAAAGCCAUAUAGUUUUAACUCUGUACAGUAGGUACCGGCCUGUAUUAUUGUAACAAUAACUCUAGCAAUGUAUAGUGUAUCUAUAGUUUGGAGUGCCUUCGCUUCCAUGUGUUUGGUUUUGGGUUUUUUUGUUUGUUUUUAUUUAAUUGGUUUCUCUAUCCAUGUCUCCCUGUCCCACCUUGGUCCCUUUGAAAUAAUAGCUCGCUCAUAACACAGUGUCCUUGCCCCUUCCACACUUAAGAUUCAGUGACACCAUGCUUAGGAGUGGAAAGAGGAAAGAAACCAUGUUCAUGAUCUCAUUCAAGCCCUGCCUUUGUUUUGGUUGUGAACAUCUGUUUGCUCCUCAGUAGCAGUGACCGGUUUCAUUUCAUAGUCCAUCCAGGGACCUAGUGUAGUGCCAGGGGGCCCUAGAGCUGGAGGAUAUCAAUCAAAUAGAUUAGCUUUAGCUCGUCUCUUCCCCAAACCUUAACCUUGGGUCUUUCAAACAGCAGAUCCCAGGACCCUUCCACACUCUCUCCUCUUGCCUAUUUCCCUCCCAAAUGAGAGAGAGAGAAUUGGUUUGUGAAGUCAAAGCUUCUUAAUAGUAUCAAGUUUUGAUGUGUCAGUGGUCUAAAAUGCCAUAGUGCAGUUCUGGCAGUUACUGCGUGGAGCCCGGCUGUGCCGGAGGACUUGUUUGAGCAAGGGAAGUCUUAGCCUGUUCUCUCCCUCCCAUCACCACCUCUGUCCCCCAUUUAGUAAAAUGUCAUUUUAUUUUUUAAUCAGUUUAAUUCAUACUGUGUGCCCAUCCUGAAGGCCUUUUUUGAAGGAAAAAAAAUCAAAAUUACUUGCCUCCAAGUCUUGAGUAGAAAGAAACGUUACCAAACCAAAGGUUGCUACUUUUGAAACAUCGUGUUCAUUACAGUAAGGCAGAGACUGCACUACUUUUCAGUGACAUGUCAUCUUAAGUCCUUUUCAUUUUUGGACACAUUUUUUGGUUUGUGUUUUAACAAAGCCUGUCUAACCAGUCAUCUUGUCUGCACCAAUGCAAAGGUUUCUGAGAGGACUGUUGUAUUUUCUACCCCUGUGUUUAUAGACACUGGCCUUUUCAUUUCUUUUCCCUUUCCUUUUCAAAGGAUUUAACUUUGGAUUCUUCCAAAGGAAGUUUGGCCAAUGCCAUAUCCCCAGAAGUUUGGGGUUUUUUCUUUCUUGUAAACCAAAAUUGUAUCUGAUUCCUGUUGUUCAUGUUAGUGAUCAUCUAAUCACAGAGCUGAACUUUUCUCCCCUGGUCUAGAAACUAAGCAUGUUUUACAGUAAAAAUCACAAUCUGGUAGAAACCUGAGCCACUGAAAAUAAGAGACAAGUAGAAGCACAGUAGAGUCCCAGAUUAAGGUCUGUGAGAGGCUUUGAAAGUAAUCCCCUGGGUUUGGAUUAUUUUCACAGGGGUUAUGACAUUUUAUUCAAGUUUGUUGCUCCGUUUUGCACCUCUGCAAUAAAGGCAAAUGACAACCAGUACAUAAGGGGUUAGCUUGACAAAGUAGACUUCCUUGUGUUAACUUUUAAGUUUUUUUUUUUUCUUACUAUAUCUGUCUACAGGCAGAUACAGAUAGAUGUAUGAAAAUGUGCUUGCCUGUAAAAUUUGCAUUUAUAAAUGUGUUGCCGAUGGAUCAUUUGGGCCUGUACACCUAUCAGUUAGCGUGACCACUUCCAUCUUAAAACAAACCUAAAAAUCAAAAUUUAUUAUAUAUAUAUAUAUAUAUAUAAAGGACUGUGGGUUGUAUACAAACUAUUGCAAACACUUGUGCAAAUCUGUCUUGAUAAUAAAGGAAAAGCAAAAUCUGUAUAACAUUAUUACUACUUGAAUGCCUCUGUGACUGAUUUUUUUUUUCAUUUUAAAUAUAAACUUUUGUGAAAAGUAUGCUCAAUGUUUUUUUUUCCCCCCCCUUACCCCAUUCCCUUGUAAAUACAUUUUGUUCUAUGUGACUUGGUUUGGAAAUAGUUAACUGGUACUGUAAUUUGCAUUAAAUAAAAUGUAGGUUAGCCUGGAAAUGAAAUUAAAA